UCGAGCAGCAGUUCGAUCAUUUAGUCUUUUUUCUUUUAUAUCAGUAUAAACACUAUAGUAAAGUAAUAUGGCAGACGAAGAAGAUCCAUGGGGUUUCGACGACGGCGGCGAGGAGGAGAAGGCGGCUUCAUCAUCGAACCAGGCAUCCAAUGCGGGAACUCCGGCCCCACCCUCGAAGGCACCGAGUGUGGCAUCCGAUCAUAAGGCUGAUAGCGUGGUGGCUGGCACUCCGGCCGGCGAGGAGGCAGCUCCGGAGGAAAUCGAAGAAAUCAAAGCGCCUCCACCUCCGCCAGAAGAUGAUGGCUACAGGAAACCGGUGCAGUUGUACCGACACUGGGUCAGGCCAAAGUUUCUCCAAUACAAAUAUAUGUACAACUACAGAACCAAUUAUUAUGAUGAUGUAAUUGACUAUAUUGACAAAAAACAAACUGGAGUGGCACGGGAAAUACCAAGACCUCAAACGUGGGCGGAACGUGUCCUGCGCACACGAAAUAUCAGUGGCAGUGACAUUGAUUCCUAUGCACCUGCUAAGAGGGACAAACAAUUAAUUCAAACACUGGCUGCCUCGAUAAGAACUUAUAAUUACCACACCAAGGCAUAUAUCAACCAGAGAUAUGCGAGUGUCCUUUAGUAAGCACACUUUACUGUAAUAAUAGAACCGUUAUAAAAGAUGAAUACUCGUAGCUAUAAAAAAAGUAAUAUCAUUUUUAAAAGAUCUAUACACGUAGUCAGUCAGUAAGCGUUUGUAUAUCUGCGCACCUCCGAGUCCCGAAUCGACCUUAUAUAAUGACGAUCGGGAAACACUUUUCAAGAAACGAAGAAUCUAUUUUGUAUAUUUUCUUACACGCGUAAUUUCUGUUAAUAUAUUUUUAUAUAUAUUAAUAUAUAUUAACACAACUUACCUCUCAAUACAUGGUAUUUUUAAGGUUAUUUACUUGAUUUUUAGCAAAGUAAAUAAAUUAAAAAACUUAUUUAUAUUGUAAAGCCUAAAAUAAAAAACUGUGCAAUAAAUAAAAAUAAACAAUCA
Messenger RNA from Drosophila takahashii, 1027 nucleotides. RefSeq names its product flightin (gene fln). Lineage: Eukaryota; Metazoa; Arthropoda; Insecta; Diptera; Drosophilidae. The record is from RefSeq and is a predicted model, not a curated record.